Molecule: messenger RNA, 2843 nt
Organism: Branchiostoma floridae (Florida lancelet)
Lineage: Eukaryota; Metazoa; Chordata; Leptocardii; Amphioxiformes; Branchiostomatidae
Product: brain tumor protein-like
Exons: 11
Coding region: 1-2073 (690 amino acids)
Biological process (GO): positive regulation of DNA-templated transcription
Cellular component (GO): nucleoplasm; chromatin
Molecular function (GO): ubiquitin-protein transferase activity; zinc ion binding; protein binding
Source: RefSeq, a predicted model, not a curated record
AUGGAUCUGCAGUGCGGGUUGUGUGGUCAGCAGUACAGCCGGCCGAGGGUGCUGUCCUGUCUUCACACCUUCUGCCUGGCCUGUCUGGAGAGCCUCAUGAAGAGACAAGAUAGGGAGGGUGAGGUGUGCUGUGCAGUCUGCCAGCAGAGGACCCUUCUCCCCUCGUCCGACCCCUCAACCCUGCCCUCUGACCCCAUCGUCGAUGCGUUGCUUGAGGUGAAGUCGGUUGAGGCAGGUGCUGUCACCUGCACCAGCUGCGAGGAGAAUUCCUCAGCUGUGUGCCGCUGUCUUGACUGUGCUGCAUUUCUGUGCAGCAACUGCCAGGGGGCACACCGCUUCAUGAAGUGCUUCAAGUCUCACAGACUAGUUGAGUUGGAGAACCUCAGCAUCAGUGACUUGGCCUCUCCCCUGAAGCUGCUGACCUGUACCAAGCACACUGGGGAGUUCCUGGAGUUCUACUGUAACACCUGCGACGCUCUGGUAUGCUUGAAGUGCACGGCCAUCGACCACCGCAGGACGUCCCACCAGUAUGUGUACGUCAAGGACGCCGCGGCAGUCAUGAAGGAACGAAUGUUGUAUCUGCUUGAGAAUGGCAGGAAAAGAUCUGAAGAGGUCAGAGUUCAGCUUUUACGAAUGGAGGAGAAGAUCGAUCAUGUGGAAGUGGAGAAAAUGAAAGUCAAGGGAGAGGUUGAUAAGGUGUUUCACACAUUGCUGUCCAAGCUGGAGGACAGACAGGAGGAAAUGUGCAAGGAGGUGGAGACCCUGUACCUCAGACAGAAGCAGUUCCUCAACAAACAGGGCAAGUCCCUGCAGUUAGAUGAAGAGAGACUGCAGGCAGGUACCAGGUUUGUGGAGAAGUUGAUGACGUACGGCAGCACCUCGGACCUGCUGACCUGUGGGAAACUGGUCACCUCUCAAUUCGACCUCCUCUUCAAGCAGUGUCCAGGCAAUGAUAUGAAGAGCUCAGGAGCAGUGGGUGUGUCCGUGGACUACCAUGCCUUCGGUAACCUCCUCAGCAGGAUCCAGAUCCAGAUCAAGACUGUGCCCAAGAUCGAAGUCAGCAGCCCGGUAACCAAGGUAGUAUGCUCAGCUGUGGGUGAGCCCUACGGGGCAGAGUCUGCCAGUGCUGAAGUCACAACCCCACCACCAAAGGAGCAGUUCAGCCCAAGCUCCAGCAGAAGCAAUCUAUCAGAAGAGAGGAAAGGGAGUGACAGUGCACAAAUGGACGUUACAGAGCUACACAAAGUGGGUUCUUUUGGAAAAAGAGAGAAUGCUGGAGACUGUCCCUACCUCACCUGUGUUGCAGUCGGUGCAAAUGGAAAUAUUUAUGCACUGGACAUGUACAAAUCUGUUGUGCAGGUGUUUGACAAAGAAGGAAAGUAUUGUUUCAACAUCGGAGGUCGUUUCCAGGCCCCUGGUCGACUGGAGAAGCCCGUUGAGCUGGCCACGUCCAGUAAGGGCUACAUCGCCGUACGGGAGAGCAACGGCCGCGUGCAGAUCUUCUCCGACACCGGGCAGUUCAUCUUCAAGUUCCAGCUGCUCAGGGUGCAAAGGCCACGGAAUAUGGCCAUCGACAGGAAGGGGCGGUUCCUGGUGGGGGAUGUGGGGACUGACCGCUGCCCGCACGGGGUGGUCAUCUACAGCUCCGAUGGCAAACUGCUCAGAAAGGUUCUUUGCCCGGAGAUCACUAAGCUGUCUGCGUACACAUCCAGCCUGGCGAUGUCCGCCCAGAACCAUCUGCUAGUGGUGGAUCACCGCGCCCACUGCAUCCAGGUGUACAGCGAGGAGGGAAACCACCUGCGCACCAUCUACCCACGUGGCAGCCGGAUCUACAUGAGGGGCAUCAUCGUGAACCAGAACAAAAUCAUCCUCGUCACCAGUGAGAAAGUCAGGAACAAUAUGUAUUGUGGUGGGCUGGUGGUCAUGGCCAAGGACGGCACUGUGUUAGACAAGUUCAAGUUUCCUGAGAAGCAGCCCGUUGUGCAUGUGGCACUGACACAAGAUGGUUGUCCUUUGGCUAUUCUACAGGGGAACUCAGAUAUCUGUGUGUAUGGAUCCAUCUACAGCAAGUAGCUGGUAGACAUCUCAUUAACGUUGACUCAUCAGAGCAAAGAUGGCAACUUGUAUGUCACAAGAAGAGUAAAGGUGGAAGAAUCUGUGACAAGAAUUUGAUUAUACUCAGGAACUAAACCAGACAUUGGUAUCAGGAUAUUAUGUUAUUACACUUGCCUAAGGUAUGGCAAGUCUAUAGAUUGGAUAAACAAACUUACUACAGAAAGUGUAGUAUAAAACUUUGGUUUAGGAAGUGUGCCUGCUUUGGCAACAUUAAAUUUGAGGUCUGAUAAACAUGUUAAGAAAGAUGACGUGUGCCAAAAGAAUCAUUCAAGUCAGAAACAUUCUGAAUCCCUAAGUAAUCAUAAUAUGACGAUUAUACUAGUAUUUGAUUUAUGUUUCUUGUCCAACACAAAUGUGGCAAACCAUGUAUCAUUAACCCAAGGAUAGGGAAAAUUUUGUCUGAAAAGUUUGUUUAUUGAAACUGCACUGAACAGUUUGAAACGAUUUUAACAUUUCUUGUUAGGAAGGUUCUGCAGAUUUUGCAAUGAUUUGAAAUUUGGUGGAUAUGGAUAAAAGGCAUCAUACUCUGCAAUUGUGCUGCGAAAUUUGAGUAGUAAACCUUAAUUUUGGAUGACUUAUUCAUUACCUGUUGCGUUUACUUAUGGUGUGCAUUCGUUAUGUUCUUCAGAGUUGUCCUGAUACUACAUCUGGUACAGAUCUUUUGUUGAUCUGGAAAAAUGUAAAUCAUAUUCACAAGAAAACUUUUCUACUACUUUUUUACUUAGCUA